AAGAGGCCGGACUCGGCUAUCGGCCCCAGGUCACCAUGAAGCCCAUCCAUCUGCAUCUCUUCAACGACUUACUGCUGCUCUCUCACGUCAAGGAAGACGGGCGCUUCUUAGUGAAGGACUACGCCUGGACGGGUCACGUCAAAGCUGAGCUUUUCAGAGCCAAACCCUUAGGGCUCCCAGGAUGGACCUUCUGCCUCUCCAUAGCCCAGAACCACAGAGACGAAAGCACGGAGGUGAUCCUCAAGGCAGAGAGCGAGGCCCAGAGACAGGACUGGAUUUCAUGGCUAGCAAGCCGCUGAAACCUUGAGGCAGGAAUCCCCUGGAGCCUCGAUCAGAUUCUCCA
Molecule: messenger RNA, 343 nt
Organism: Protobothrops mucrosquamatus (brown spotted pit viper)
Lineage: Eukaryota; Metazoa; Chordata; Lepidosauria; Squamata; Viperidae
Product: rho guanine nucleotide exchange factor 19
Exons: 3
Coding region: 36-299 (87 amino acids)
Biological process (GO): activation of GTPase activity
Cellular component (GO): nucleus; cytoplasm
Molecular function (GO): guanyl-nucleotide exchange factor activity
Source: RefSeq, a predicted model, not a curated record